AUGGAUCCAGCGGGGCUCGCGGUUGGUAUCACAUCCUUGGCAUUCGAUCUAUUCGAUAAUUCCGUCAAACUCUUCAAGUUCUUUUCUGCUAUAGUUGAUAUGCCUAAGGAAUAUGAACAAUAUCGCUUACAGCUAAUGAUUGAAUACAACCGCCUGCUGGCCUGGGGCGACGCGAUUGGUUUGAUCGAUGUACCCCAAGCUUCGCACGUGGCCACUAAUCUGGGGACGAAUGCAAUAGAGCUCUGCGGUAUUAUCUCACGUAUAGGGUGGCUUCUCGGAGAAUUUCGGGAUAUGAAUGCCCGUUGGGAAAGUGAGUUGACACAGACUCAAGAAUACAGCCAAGUGGUUGGAGAUAAGGAUGAGUCGAGUAUGGAUAUAGUCAAGCAGGUUUCGAGCUUGGCCACUGCUUACGAGAAGAAUAAGAGCACACGUCAACAAGCAAAAGGAGUUACUCAUAUCAGGAAGUGGAUGUCACAGAAGGUCGAGAACGCAAAAGAAAUCGUCACAAAUCCUCUCCGCGUCCGUUGGGUGAUGAUGGAUAAAGCCGCUUUCAAAGGAUUACUCGAAGAUCUACACUUUCUCACCAAUCGAAUGCAUGAGCUCACUGUUGAUCAUCGGCAAAGCCGCAUACAGGAAAUAACAGCCAAGACUUAUCGCGAGAUGGUAGUAGCAAGAAACAGCAUCAACGAGUUGAAAACUUUGCUGGAGGCAGUUACUGAGUUACUGAAUAUCAAGAAGAGGAACACCGAGUGGGAACAACGCAAUGAUAACACCGAGAUGCUUCGAGAUAUCUUGCGUUUAAAAGAAAUCAACAGUAUUUCCAACCAGCUUGUUACCAGGGCCCACAGUGGAGGAUACUUGGAUAUCGAGCGGGAGAUUAAAGACCUGAUUGAUGUACAGCGAUACGAUAAUUUGACUGCGAGUCAAAUUCUGACGUAUUCGAAGGAUGAGGAUAUGAAAGAGGCUACAGUACCGUUGAGGCCGCGAGGGGUUCUGCAACAAAAUGGAACAGCCGUGCAGAUUUGGAUAGAGUGGAAGAUGUUUGACAACCAAGAUGAGACAAUUCGCCUGGAAUCUAAGUUAAGAACCAUGACUCUUGCACAGAUGCUGCAUAUGGACAAGCCGCGCCACCUCUACUCACCACUCUGUGUUGGAUACGUUGACGAAAGUGAGACUAACCAUCGCAUUGGUUGGAUAUUCAAGAUGGCCCACGGGACCAGUGCAAACACGACACUACGGUCCCUUCACAGUAUGUUGGGCCAGUGCCAAUACAAACCGGUCCUUACUCAGCGAAUCUCCCUUGCCUGGAAACUCGCGUCUUCACUCUCGUACAUGCACACAACAAACUGGUUACACAAGGGUAUCCAUAGUGGUAACGUCAGCUUCUCCUUUGAAGAAGAACAGUUCGACGCUGAAUCUCCUAUCUUAUCGGGAUUUGAAUAUUCGCGUCCACAAAGCAACAAAACAACAACACGCAGCCUCGAACCUAAGUGGGACAUCUACCGCUGGCCGCAAAUCCAGAAUGAGGUGCCAAAAACCACGAACUCUCGAAAGACAUAUGAUAUAUAUAGCCUAGGUCUCGUCUUGCUCGAAAUUGCUCAUUGGAAGCCCUUAAACGAGAUGAUUGGCUUGAAGAAAUGGCCCAUCCCCUCCGCUCAAGACGUCAAAGUACGUGGCUGGCUCUUAGGAGAGGAUCUUCGGCCACCGUUCAAGAAAUCAAAUCCCCUAUUGGAGCUGCGGGAUAUUGUUGGGGACAGGUAUUGGAAUGCGACGCGCCGCUGUCUGGUAGCUCAUGGAGAAUUGGGUUUGGGAGUGGAGGAAAGCUUUGACAAGUCUAAGGGCUUAGAAUAUGACCUCCAGCUCCAGAACAAUUUUACUGAUCUGGUAGUUGAGGAACUUAAGAGUAUUAUGAUCUGA
Fusarium proliferatum ET1 is the source of this 1917-nucleotide messenger RNA. RefSeq lists its product as uncharacterized. The transcript is spliced from 2 exons. The record is from RefSeq and is a predicted model, not a curated record. The coding region runs from base 1 to 1917 and encodes 638 amino acids. NCBI's taxonomy places the organism in Eukaryota, Fungi, Ascomycota, Sordariomycetes, Hypocreales, Nectriaceae. Gene Ontology annotation, biological process: protein phosphorylation. Gene Ontology annotation, molecular function: protein kinase activity; ATP binding.